AUGUGUGUGGUUUAAAUACUCUUUCUCUUGGGUAUUGUUUUCCUUUUUGUUACUGUUGGAUAUAAUUGCUGUGCCUCGUUUUGUUAUAAUUUAAAUUUUUGGUUCAUUGUUAACAUAAAGUGCUAUUAGUUACUAUAUUAAAAUUUAGUUUUACUUAAACAACAAAGAUUAAAUAGAUUGUUAGUAAGGAGCACUUUAGAUUUUGAGAGAAUUAACAAUUUAAAAUGGCAUCUCUACCAAUCGUGUCCAUUACACGUCGGGAAACUUUCAGCUCUUGUCAUAGGCUGCAUAGUCCAUUUCUUGGUGAUGAAGAAAACAAAAAGUUAUAUGGAAAAUGCAACAAUCCAAAUGGACAUGGACACAACUAUGUUGUGCUGGUAACAGUAAAAGGGCCAGUCGACCCUCAAACUGGCAUGGUGAUGAAUGUGCAUGAUCUUAAACAGUACAUGCAACAGGCUAUUAUGGACCCAUUGGAUCAUAAAAAUUUAGACCAAGAUGUGCCAUAUUUUAAGGCUGUGGUGAGCACAACAGAAAACUUAGCAAUAUUUAUAUGGGAUAAACUACAAAAAAUUAUGGAUAAGCCACAGUUACUGCAUGAAGUGAAAAUAUUAGAAACUGAAAAGAACCAUGUAGUUUAUCGAGGUGGUUCUACAUACCAGAGGAAGAAGUUUAACUCAUCGGCUAUACAUACAAACCACCAUGACGUUUCUUCAGAUUCUGAUUGAGUUAUGACAAAAUAAAUCCUAAUGAUGAAUGACAUUUUGAAAAAUAUGUUCAAAUAUUUUUAUAUGAAUGUACUGCAGCUUGUUACAUUCCGACUUUUUCAUUGUUAAUUAUUAAGUUUUAAAUGUAUUUGUAUUCAUGACUUGACUACUGAUAAUUUUAGUUAAAUAAAAAAUUGUGUAACUAUAAA
Molecule: messenger RNA, 913 nt
Organism: Bicyclus anynana (squinting bush brown)
Lineage: Eukaryota; Metazoa; Arthropoda; Insecta; Lepidoptera; Nymphalidae
Gene: purple
Product: 6-pyruvoyl tetrahydrobiopterin synthase
Exons: 4
Coding region: 225-725 (166 amino acids)
Biological process (GO): tetrahydrobiopterin biosynthetic process
Cellular component (GO): mitochondrion
Molecular function (GO): 6-pyruvoyltetrahydropterin synthase activity
Source: RefSeq, a predicted model, not a curated record